AUGGCAGCGCCGGGCGGCAGGUUGGAGCCGCCGCCGCUCCCCGAGUACAGCUGCAGCUACGUGGUGUCGCGGCCGGUCUACAGCGAGCUCGCCUUCCAGCAGCAGUACGAGCGGCGCCUGCAGGAGCGCAAGACGCUGCGGGAGAGCCUGGCCAAGGGCUGCAGUUGUUCAAGAAAGAGAACCCUUGGUGUGCUGAAGACUCUCCUGCCCAUCUUGGACUGGCUCCCCAAAUACCGGAUCAAGGAAUGGCUGCUUAGUGAUACCAUUUCGGGAUUUAGUACUGGGCUAGUGGGGACACUGCAAGGCAUGGCGUAUGCUCUACUAGCUGCUGUUCCUGUUGGAUAUGGUCUCUACUCUGCUUUUUUUCCUAUCCUGACAUACUUUAUCUUCGGAACAUCAAGACACAUCUCAGUUGGACCUUUCCCAGUGGUCAGUUUAAUGGUGGGAUCUGUUGUUCUGAGCAUGGCCCCCGACGAACACUUUCUCGUGUCCAGCAGUAAUGGAACUACACUGAAUACCACCAUGAUAGACUCUGCAGCUAGAGAUGCAGCAAGAGUAUUGAUUGCGAGCACCCUUACUCUUUUGGUUGGAAUCAUACAGUUGAUAUUUGGAGGUUUGCAGAUUGGAUUCAUUGUGAGGUACCUGGCAGAUCCUUUGGUUGGUGGAUUCACAACAGCUGCUGCCUUCCAAGUGUUGGUCUCACAGCUAAAGAUUGUCCUCAAUGUUUCAACCAAAAACUAUAAUGGAAUUCUCUCCAUUAUCUAUACUCUAAUUGAGAUUUUUCAAAAUAUUGGUAACACUAAUCUUGCUGAUUUCAUUGCUGGAUUACUCACCAUUAUCAUCUGUAUGGCAGUUAAGGAAUUAAAUGAUCGAUUUAAACACAAAAUCCCAGUCCCUAUUCCUAUAGAAGUGAUUGUGACAAUAAUAGCUACUGCCAUUUCAUAUGGAGUUGACCUGGAAAAGAACUAUAACGCUGGCAUUGUUAAAUCCAUCCCAAGUGGGUUUUUGCCUCCGGCGAUUCCAUCUGUGAGUUUGUUUUCUGAGAUGCUGACUGCAUCAUUUUCCAUUGCUGUGGUCGCUUAUGCCAUUGCAGUGUCUGUAGGAAAAGUAUACGCCAUCAAGUAUGAUUACACCAUCGAUGGGAACCAGGAAUUCAUUGCCUUUGGGAUCAGCAACAUCUUCUCUGGAUUCUUCUCUUGUUUUGUGGCCACCACUGCCCUGUCCCGCACCGCCGUCCAGGAGAGCACUGGGGGAAAGACACAGGUUGCCGGCAUGAUCUCGGCUGGGAUUGUGAUGAUCGCCAUUGUUGCCCUGGGGAAGUUGUUGGAACCCUUGCAAAAGUCAGUCUUGGCAGCUGUUGUAAUCGCCAACCUGAAGGGGAUGUUUAUGCAGGUGUGUGACAUUCCUCGUCUGUGGAGGCAGAAUAAGACUGAUGCUGUUAUCUGGGUGUUUACGUGUGUAGCAUCCAUCAUUCUGGGGCUGGACCUCGGUUUACUAGCUGGCCUUAUAUUUGGAUUUCUGACUGUGGUCCUGAGAGUUCAAUUUCCCUCAUGGAACAGCCUUGGAAGCAUCCCUAGCACAGACAUCUACAAAAGCACCAAGAAUUACAAAAACAUUGAAGAACCUGAAGGAGUGAAGAUUCUGAGAUUUUCUAGUCCUAUUUUUUACGGCAAUGUUGAUGGUUUAAAAAAAUGUAUCAAGUCCACAGUUGGAUUUGAUGCCAUUAGAGUGUAUAAUAAGAGGUUGAAAGCACUGAGGAAAAUACAGAAACUCAUCAAAAAAGGGCAGUUAAGAGCAACAAAGGAUGGCAUUAUAAGUGAUGCUGGUUCAUCGAAUAAUGCUUUUGAGCCUGAUGAAGACAUCGAAAAUCCAGAAGAAUUUGAUAUUCCAACCAAGGAAAUAGAGAUUCAAGUGGAUUGGAACGCUGAGCUUCCAGUCAAAGUGAAUGUUCCUAAAGUGCCAAUCCAUAGCCUCGUGCUUGACUGUGGAGCUGUCUCUUUCCUGGAUGUUGUUGGAGUGAGAUCAUUGCGUGUGGUAAGGAACUUCCAGGGUAUGAAGACUAACUAAACAUUAUCUCUUUCUUUUGAAGAUCAUGUGAUAGAAAAGCUGGAGAAAUGUGGUUUCUUUAAUGAUAACAUCAGAAAGGACAUAUUCUUUUUGACUGUCCACGAUGCUGUCCUCCAUCUCCAGAACCAGGUGAAAUCCCAAGAGGUUCAAGAUUCCAUUUUAGAAACGAUCACCCUCAUCCAAGACUGUAAAGAUCCUCUUGAAUUAAUGGAAGCAGAGCUGAUUGAAGAAGGACUUGAUGUCCAAGAUGAGGCUAUGCGAAGACUUGCUUCCUGA
Molecule: messenger RNA, 2343 nt
Organism: Lipotes vexillifer (Yangtze River dolphin)
Lineage: Eukaryota; Metazoa; Chordata; Mammalia; Artiodactyla; Lipotidae
Gene: SLC26A4
Product: solute carrier family 26 member 4
Exons: 20
Biological process (GO): sulfate transmembrane transport
Cellular component (GO): membrane
Molecular function (GO): secondary active sulfate transmembrane transporter activity
Source: RefSeq, a predicted model, not a curated record